AUGCCGCUGGAGACCAUAAACCUCUCUGGAAAGGAUGCACAGGAUGGGGAGAAAUUCACUCCAACACCCGAGGAGCUGCGCACCAUCCAGGAGAAGAUGAAGGACCCCAAGUUUGUGGAGCUUUUCCACAGUUACAUGAAGUCCAUGGAGGACCCCGAGACACGCCGGGAGGAGGAGGCUUAUCUCAAGCAAGUGGAGCACCAGGCAAAGGCGGGCGGUGACUACAGCUUUGACUUUGUCUUUCCAAAACCGGGGUUUGUGGUGGAGCUGCUGGAGCCGUCCACGUCUUAUCAAGUGACGCACCCGUCAUUGAAAGCGGAGAGCAAAAAGAAGAAACAUGUUCCUCGGGUGUACGUUAACAUGUGUAGUAGCGAGAAGAUUGACCCCUUUUCUGAGCAAUCCACAGGAGACAGGGAGAAGAGCAAUUGGCUUGUACCGGUGUCUGUAUCAAAACCGAGAACGGAGCUGUUUUCGGAAGAAGUGGCAACGUCGGGGAAGACGGGAGAAAAACAAACUCAUGAAAGCGGGGAGGGAACAAACCCCGUCGUUGUAUAUGACGCCUUGUUUCAUCCAAACACGCUGCAGUUAACAGAUCGCAGCGAUCGCUUUUGUUGUUUUUUAGUGAACAUUGCCGUAGAACAUAUCAAUAGCGGUUAUGGCGAUUGCCAUGGAUUUGAGUUUCGUCGUCUGCCUAGCCGCAUCCAAUCGGUGGGAACCCCACAGAACCAGACGAUUAGCCGCGAGAAGGGGAAGUCGCCAUUUGCGGCUGCGAUGAACGAGCAGGCACUGGCGCAUCCGACAAAAGUGCUUCCACCUUUGACCUCCACCAGCGAGAAGGGGAGGACGACGCCCUGUAACAAGGGAAAAGAAACUAGUGGGGUUCAGGCAAAGAAAAAAACCGAUGGAGAAGCUGGUGAUAAAGUGGAGAAGAAGGAACAUAUUCCUCACUUUACAAUUGCUCACCAAGGACAUAUUGAUCUCACUGAUACUUGGGGAUGGAAAAUUGUGGAUCGGCGCGUUGGUGUGCCUGAGGCUCUUGUCGUCAAGAUGGAUUUUACAGGCGUGCAGUCCGCGGCGGACCUCAACAUUGAGGUAGAAAGCACAUACGUAAUCAUUGCGAAGAGUUCCUCACAUCCCUAUUAUGGGAGCGUGACGCUUCCCUUUUCGGUGGAGUCAACGCCAUUGGAGGCGAAGUUUGAGCGACGAAAAUCCCGGCUCACGUUGGUGCUGCGCGUCGUGCCCCCAGCACCAACAGGAAUAACUGCGGAAGAUAUGCGACAAGAAUUAAUUUCUGCUGGGGACCCACCGGACUCGGUGACGGAGCACGCCGAAGAUGUGGUCACCGAGAGGAAAAACAAAGAUUCCGCGCAGGACUCAGCUACUGCGGGUUGCGUUGCGAAUGAUGAAACUUCCACCGUCAGCGAUUUACUGCCGGCGGAGGCCCGUCCCACUGCGGUGGAGUUGCCUAAAGAGACGCCAUCCGUCCCGCAGUUUUCCUGCGUUGGGGAUCAGGAUCGUGUACGAAUCGUGAUGGAGAAGGUGCAGGCAGCGAGGCUGGAGCGUGAGAAGGCCGCCGCCGCAGCGGAAGAACAAGAGGUAAGUUUUGCAAAAACAGGAUCCGAUCCGCAGGAAAAGGAAAAUGAUGAUGACCCCGCGAAAGAGUCUGCCGGAAAUCCUGAGCAUGAACCCCAACGAGAGGUAGUAACUGGAUCCACCGCGUUGGAGGCAGCAGCUUCAACUCCAACUUUCACGCUCACAGAGGUGUCGGCGACGGCAGGUGCGGAUGAUGCUGUACAUGUUGAGGAUGGCACAAAGACUGCGGAGGGCGCUGCAGGACUGGAAUUGCUGCGGCAGAGGCAGGAUGCAUGGCAAAGAGAAAUACACCGACGCACUGAGGCGAGGCAUGAUGAGGACCGAGAGAAGGCGCUUAUUGCUGAUCGCGAAGCACGCCGUGAGGCCGAGCGCUUGAGGAGAAGAGCGGAGGCGGCGAAGCUUCAGGAGGCGGCGGCGGUGAAGCUUGCCGAGCGCAUGGCUGAACUCCCGCUUCGUAAUAGACACAUCUUUACAGUAGACUAA
Trypanosoma cruzi is the source of this 2076-nucleotide messenger RNA. RefSeq lists its product as uncharacterized. NCBI's taxonomy places the organism in Eukaryota, Euglenozoa, Kinetoplastea, Trypanosomatida, Trypanosomatidae. The transcript has a single exon. Bases 1 to 2076 code for a protein of 691 amino acids. Gene Ontology annotation, cellular component: cytoplasm. The record is from RefSeq and is a predicted model, not a curated record.